AUGAAGGUGGUGGAGUCUGAUGAGAUAUCACGAGGGGAUUCUAAUGAGGAAACGAAUGUUGGAUCAUCGGCUUCAUCAGCAAACAGUGUUGCAACUGCAAUUGUCCCUCGCCCAAGUUUGUUGUUGCAGUCUGAAGAAAAAGAUGAAGAAGAAGAAGAUGAUGAUGAUGAUGGGAACUACAAGAUCGAGGUGGAGGUGGAAGAUGAAUCAAAGCCGUUCGUUCCGUCCAUUAAGAUAAUCAGAAGUGAUGUUUCCCUCCUCAUCAGUACCAUAGUUCUUAAAGACAUCUCCUUAACCUCAACUCUCUUUCACAUUCUUGAGCAAGAGGAGCUUCAAAUCGACUAUGAAACACAGUAUAGAAGCGACACCAAAGUCUCUCACACCAUUAAGGUGAAUAUGAGGCCGGGAUAUGAUGUAGAUGAAUUGGAGAAGAAGCUUUGGAGAUGGGCUGGGAAACCCAUUUAAGCUUCAA
This is a messenger RNA of Telopea speciosissima, 472 nucleotides long. RefSeq lists its product as uncharacterized. The transcript has 2 exons. Bases 1 to 465 code for a protein of 154 amino acids. NCBI's taxonomy places the organism in Eukaryota, Viridiplantae, Streptophyta, Magnoliopsida, Proteales, Proteaceae. The record is from RefSeq and is a predicted model, not a curated record.